UAGUAGUAGCGAGAGACGUGAUUCACACAGCUCAGACCACUGCAUGAGGCUGUGAAGCGGCUUCUUUCUUCUGACAAUGACUAGUAUCACGUUAUCUUAAAAAUAAUAUUAUUUACGUGAUUGAAGGAGCAAUGGCGAAAGGAGAGGGAGCUGAGCAGUCCGCGGCGAGAUUACUAGCAGCCAAACCUAUAAAUACAGAGGUCAAGACAGCUAAGCCAAAGGACCAGAGGAAUCGUCUGUCUGUGUGGAACAAACUCUGCUAUGCCAUCGGUGGGGCUCCCUACCAGAUCACAGGCAGCGCUCUGGGCUUCUUCCUGCAACUGUACCUACUGGAUGUGGCUCAGCUGGAUCCUUUCCAUGCCUCUAUAAUCCUGUUUGUGGGCCGGGCCUGGGACGCUGUCACAGACCCCACAGUGGGUUUCUUUGUGAGCCGGAGUAGAUGGACAGGCGUCGGCCGCAUGAUGCCCUGGAUCCUUUGCUCUACUCCGUUUGCAGUGCUGACGUACUUCCUGAUCUGGUACGUGCCUCCAUUUGAGGAUGGGAAGAUCGUGUGGUACCUGAUCUUUUACUGCCUCUUCCAGUCCAUGCAGACGUGCUUCCACGUGCCAUAUUCAGCCCUCACCAUGUUCAUCACCAACGACCAAAAGGAGCGGGACUCGGCCACUGCUUAUCGUAUGACAGUUGAGGUGCUGGGCACAGUGCUAGGCACAGCGAUCCAGGGACAGAUAGUAGGUGGCGUCACAAAUUGCCCUGAGACUGAUGAGCUCGACAGCAGUAACUCAACCAAUGCAACCGGCGUGUCACUGGAGGAAACGAAACAAGCGUACCUAAUUGCUUCAGGCGUCAUCUGUAUCAUCUACGUCUUCUGUGCCGCAGUCUUGUUUCUGGGUGUAAAGGAGAAAAAAGAUAACGGCCGAAAGAAAACACUACUUACCUUCCGUCAGGGCAUCUGUCUGGUGAUGAGUCACGGACCGUACGUCAAACUGGUCAUCGGCUUCCUCUUCACCUCUCUGGCCUUCAUGCUUCUGGAGGGAAACUUUGCUCUUUUUAUCACCCACUCUCUCGGUCAUAGGAAACACUUCCAGAAUAUUCUCCUGGUCAUCAUGCUAUCAGGGACUCUGACCAUCCCGUGGUGGCAGUGGUUUCUGACGCGCUUUGGAAAGAAGAAGGCGGUUUACUUUGGCAUCAGUUGGGCCGUACCCUUCAUGAUCCUCAUCAUCUCCAUCAAGAGCCACCUGAUCAUUUCUUACUUGGUAUCCGUGGCGGCAGGUGUGAGCGUGGCGGCAGCUUUCCUCCUGCCAUGGUCAAUGCUUCCUGAUGUCGUGGACGACUUCAAGGUUAAAAACCCAGACAUCCACGGUCAUGAAGCCCUCUUCUACUCCUUCUACGUGUUCUUCAUCAAAUUUGCCUCUGGAGUGUCCCUGGGUGUCUCUACCCUCAGUUUAAAAUUUGCGGGCUAUGUGACCGGGAGCUGUAUACAACCCGAGGCGGUCAGUUUAACCCUGAAGGUGCUGGUCUCUCCUGUGCCUGUGGCACUUAUAGCUGUGGGACUUUUGAUAUUGAAGACCUAUCCUAUUGAUGAAGAAAGGAGGCAGGGCAACCAGAAGCUUCUCCAGAAAUUGCUGGACUCUGAGUCUGAAACUUCAGCGCUGGAGAGUGACGUGUAGCCACAGCGGACGAGCCAGACACCGCAGCUGCUUUAAUGUAUUUGCACAAAACUGUCGAGGGACAAGACCACCAACUAUCUGGACUAACAGAGAGACCACAGACCACAACUGCUGCACAAACAUCAUCAGUAUUAAGGCUCCCUGCAGUGGACCACACAGUCUUACAGCGCCCUCUAGUGGCCAGUCUGGGGCUUCUCCAGCUGUGUCCCAAUUACAUCUGCCAAAACUUAAAAGGUUACACAUUGCCAUACUGUACUUAAAUUGUUUAACUGUCACACAGCACUGUCCAUGGACUAAAGAAAUGCACAGUGAAAUCCUUAUCAUUUUAAGAAAGAGACACCCUUUUUUGUUUUUGAUUCAAUAACUGUGAGUCAUUGGAGUUGUAAUCAUUCUAUAGUGGAAAAACAGAGAGAGAAAUCAAACUCAUUUUCCAAAGAAGUGUGACUUUGUUUACUGAGAUGUUCCUUUUAUACAAUGUUUUUUUACCUGCACAAGCAUUUUUUUUUUUUUUUUCAUCACUUCGGUGUGAAUGCACUACAUACUGAAAUACUUGGUCAGAAUUGGGACACAGCUUGUGAUCUGUGGUAGUUUAGGAAGUAUUUGUUGCUGGUUUACAUGCUCUGACCUUCACUCGUGCAGACUGGAGAAUGAUGUUACUGUUAAUGUUUACCAUGUCUUAGGUCACUUGUGUUUGACUUUCCAUUCAGACAGGAGAAGGAAAAGCACACUAUCAGCCCUUAUUUAUCAAGGGUAUACCAGCACUAUCCCACUAACUGGAGUUGUAUGAAGCUGUGCUCCAUUUUAUACUUCUUAUUGGGUGCCGUUGUUACUUUUAGAUUAAUUUAGAAAGCUAAAAACUUGAAUCUCCUGAAGGGGAAAUGGCACCUUGGGGUAUGAUGUACUGUAUAUGUGAAUCACUGCCUUACAUUUACAUCUUAAAUUAUUAGUUGCAAUGAGAUUUUCUGUUAAAAUUGCUGCUCAGGUUUUUUUUAAUCUUGCUUCAAAGAAUAGUUUUUCCCAUUCAACCUUUUCUGUCCUUUCACAUUUCAGCCAAUCUCUUCUCUUCUAGUUUAUUAGAUCUUUCUGAAUGUGCUGUCACGUAGUCCACUUCAU
Molecule: messenger RNA, 2780 nt
Organism: Eleginops maclovinus (Patagonian blennie)
Lineage: Eukaryota; Metazoa; Chordata; Actinopteri; Perciformes; Eleginopidae
Product: sodium-dependent lysophosphatidylcholine symporter 1-B-like
Exons: 14
Coding region: 132-1667 (511 amino acids)
Biological process (GO): carbohydrate transport
Cellular component (GO): plasma membrane
Molecular function (GO): lysophospholipid:sodium symporter activity
Source: RefSeq, a predicted model, not a curated record